CAUCAUUAAUGUCAUGAUACUUUCAUUCCGAACCACGACAACGGCAAGCUGGUCUUAUACGUCCUUCCUUCAAUUCUUUCUUAGACUCUCAUACGACUAAGAUCCUGUGUAGCACUCUAUUGUCACAUGUGCAUUGCCCCCUUCUCUGCUUCCCGUUCAUUCCUCCUGAUUAAACAGCCAUGUUUCACUCUCGUCUGCGGGUACGUGUUGGACCAUCGAUGGACAAGCUUGUCUGUAUCACAGACAAAGUGAACAGCAGAAAGGCGCACGAUAUAUCUUCAGAAUUGUUCGAAGGCAAGGUCGCCAUCAACAUCAAAGGUUUCACCAAUCCCUCUGGCGAAGAGCUUUUCGCGGAGUACUUUGACCGAGAAGAUAGGAAAGGGAUAACGUGGAGUAUCCAGGUUCAGGGCCGGUUCCUACAACCGACUUCAGCGGAUGAUGUUAUGUUUGGAAAUACGUUCGAUAAACGUUUAAAGUUGCCUUGGGGUGCUGGUGUGGCGCUCAAGUUCAUGAAAUACGUCGAUCCUACCUUGGAACAUGACUUGAUGUCGGAGACGAAGCCGUGGGCCCUUUCACCACUGAUCGCAACAAUGCCCCAUUUUGUGCACGAAAGAAUAGAUGACAUUUUCCGAACUUCGCCCGUGCUAGAGCACAAAUGGUCGGAGUCCUCGUUUCCACCCUCGCAAUCAAUAGGGGAGGAUACCUCGCAGUUACAAUUUGCCACCGCGUCCUCGAAUUCCUCUAGCUCUACGUAUUUGACCCCAUACUCGUCCAAUUCUCCGUUUGCUACACCAUCCUCGUCAUUAUCGGUUGCCUCAUCUUCGUCUAGCCACUUGAAUUUGCCGAAAAUGCCUGGUUCAUUGGACUGUCUCGCGCACUUGAAGAAGAAGAAUAAGAAGACGAAGAUGUUUGGUCGUGCGCUAGAUCUGCGGACUGCAGGCAAUCGUAGGUCAUACUUUAGCAAUCCUCAACAUCGGAAAGAGAUUGUAUUUGGACCUGAGGAUCUGAUUACGACAGAUUUCUGCUAUGGGUAUCUGCAAUUCAACCCGACUCUUGCCUUAAGGCUUUCAGGUGGUAUGACAUUCGACCUCAUGAAGUACUGGGAUAGACAUCCUGUCAGGUUUGUUUGCUGCAAACGGAGAAAGCCAGGAGACGGGGAACGCAGCGACGGGCAGCCCACAGGUGACCUAUAUUGGAUCGUCUCGAUAGAGACUGCAUAUGAAAACGAUAUACAUCAGGAAGAUUCAGUGACAGGACAGGAUAAAUAACAUGACAUAGAUGUACAUUUCUAACUCACAUUCACAUCUUGUAUUAUACAUUGGACAAUGGAUCAACCUACCAUCGUAUGGUUAGGGG
Messenger RNA from Suillus subaureus, 1356 nucleotides. RefSeq lists its product as uncharacterized. The transcript is spliced from 5 exons. The coding region runs from base 180 to 1268 and encodes 362 amino acids. The record is from RefSeq and is a predicted model, not a curated record. NCBI's taxonomy places the organism in Eukaryota, Fungi, Basidiomycota, Agaricomycetes, Boletales, Suillaceae.